Molecule: messenger RNA, 1215 nt
Organism: Benincasa hispida (wax gourd)
Lineage: Eukaryota; Viridiplantae; Streptophyta; Magnoliopsida; Cucurbitales; Cucurbitaceae
Product: Phosphoribosyltransferase family protein
Biological process (GO): purine nucleotide biosynthetic process; 5-phosphoribose 1-diphosphate biosynthetic process
Cellular component (GO): cytoplasm; ribose phosphate diphosphokinase complex
Molecular function (GO): magnesium ion binding
Source: RefSeq, a predicted model, not a curated record
UCUAUUUCUCCCACUAUCACUCCCUUUUAUUCUCUUUCUUUUUCUGCUUUGAGUGAAAGCAGCGAAGUUGAAGUUGUGGGAAUCAAUGGCAAAGCCGCUGAAGAAGCACGUCUUCCUCUUCUACUGUGCGGAAUGCGAAGAACUUGCUCACAAAGUUGCAGCUCAAUCCGAUUCCAUCACCUUACAAACCAUCAAAUGGAGGACAUUUGAUGAUGGUUUCCCAAAUAUUUACAUAAACAAUGCUCAAGAUCUACGCGGUAAUCAUGUAGCAUUCCUCGCAUCUUUCAGCCACCCAGGAGCUAUCUUUGAACAGAUAUCAGUCAUAUAUAAUCUCCCAAGGCUUUUUGCUGCUUCAUUCACGUUGGUAUUGCCCUUCUUUCCAACUGGCUCCUUUGAGCGAAUGGAAGAAGAAGGGGAUGUAGCAACAGCAUUUACCAUGGCAAGGAUCCUAUCAAAUAUUCCUAUUUCAAGAGGUGGCCCAACAAGUGUAGUAAUCUACGAUAUACAUGCCUUGCAGGAAAGGUUUUACUUUGGGGAUAAUGUUUUGCCUUUGUUUGAAACUGGAAUUCCGCUCCUGAAGCAACGCUUGCACCAACUUCCUGAUGCUGAUGAUGUAGUAAUAGCAUUUCCUGAUGAUGGAGCUUGGAAGCGAUUCCACAAGCUACUUGAUCGUUAUCCUGUGGUCAUCUGUACAAAAGUUCGUGAAGAUGACAAAAGGAUAGUGCGGAUCAAGGAAGGAAGUCCUGCUGGUCGUCAUGUGGUUAUUGUUGAUGAUUUGGUACAAUCUGGAGGAACCUUGAUUGAGUGCCAGAAAGUUUUAGCAGCCCACGGUGCGGCCAAGGUUAGUGCAUAUGUUACUCAUGGUGUUUUCCCAAAGCAAUCAUGGAAACGGUUCCUUCACAAGAAUGGUUUGGAGAUGGCGUUUUCCUACUUCUGGAUCACAGAUUCCUGCCCUCAUACAGUCAAAGCCAUAGCAGAUAAAGCUCCUUUUGAGGUUUUGAGUCUUGCAGGUUCCAUUGCUGAUGCUUUGGUGAUUUGAACCGAUAGGUUAUUGAUGGGAUUUCAAUGGUGCGAAUAUUAUGCAUAUCCUUAACAAUAAUCCAUAAGGGUAGAAGAGUUGUCCCCCACACCGUAACUGAUUCUGAUAUAUGAGUGAAUGCUGGAUGACAUCCUUUUUGGUGAAAUUGAUGUUUUAAUAUUACUGUUUUUGUUAUC